AGCGCAAAGUUUAAAUCUGGGCCUAUGUGGGAUUAAACUACACGAAGUUCGGGUUUUUAGAUGGGAUGAGACUAUGAUACAUAGACAACUUUUGAGCGAUACUGCAGUGACUUUAAAGACUUAUGCAUUUGAUAGGGUUAAAAGAGGAUUGUAAAUUAUUGUUAUGAAUUAGUAUUUGGGUCAGGAGUUAGGGUUAGGAUAAGCUAAAUGCCGAAAUGGUAUUUAACUACAUGAAUAAACGAACUCCUGGUAAAAGGUGAAGUCUUACUGUCCUUAAUUUCAUUGGUUUGUCCAUAGAUUAUACCCUUGUCUCAGAUUGUUUUAGUUUUGCUUAUGUAUUUAUUGAAUGCUUUAACCGUUUAGUGUAAUCUCAUUCUGGGUAGUUUUUGAAUUGUCGACUCGCUUGUUCUUUCUUCGUCCACGCUCCUUUUCAUGCUAGCGGAGUCUGAAAAUUUAACUCAUGUGGAUGCUGAAAGCCGUCCGUAAAUCGUCUGUAGUUGGUUUUGUCUUUUGGAAUUUUUUCCACUAAAACUCGUAAGCCGACUUUAUUAAUUAUUAAGCUGACUAUUAAUUCAGCAAUAAUGUAUGCAGUGAUACUGUAACCUAUGGACGACCUUUGAGCGACGCUAAAGUGACCUUGAGGGUGUCUACCUACUUACUAGGGCUAAAUGAGGGUUAUAAAACAGUUUAAAGAGUAAGGAUUAUGAUUCACAGUUGAUGGUUAGAUUUAGUAAAUAGAUUUGCUGUUUUCUAUUAUGAAUUGACAUGCCAAAAUCCAAGACCUGUUAUCCUAAAUCUGGUUGGUUCGUCCAUUAAUUAUAGUCUUACCGAGUAGGGUUUAACCGGUCUAGAGUAAAACAAAUGGAUAAAAACACGUUCAAAUAUUGUUUUUCUGGAUAUUAGUUCUUCUGAACCGUGUGAAUGAGUCAUACGGAGUGAAGACUUGUUUAUUUAUUUAUUUUAACACAUAUUGGUUCAAGGAGGCCAUAAAUACAUAUGCGCCACACAAAUCUCAUUUGAUAUGUGUGAGGGAUGUGAUACUGCCCUGGUGCCCAAACCGAAGCAGGUGGUUUUCUUAAGGGGCCACACCCCGAGCCUUUGACCUGAAGAUCUGAUCCACAAGGCAGUGAAGCAUCGUGAGGAGAUGCAGUCCCAUGGUAGCCGGUGACCAAAGAUUGGUUCAUACGCCAUUUGUUCCUUCAGGAUACUGGAGCCCAUGCGCACCAUUGGUUUGGGAUCCGGUUAAAGCGCCGGACAUUCGCUUUUCGUCCUCUCAUUUUCGUAAACAACACCCCCGCCACGAGAAGGCAGUGAGUAGGACUUCCCUGGCAGGGGCUGUAUACGCGUGGCCAUGUGAGAGCAUUUCGAGAGGGAGAGCGGACUCUUCUUACUCUUGGUCGUACCAGGACAUUUGGGAGCGUGAAUACUUGUUAAGUUUCAUAGACAUUUUUGUUUUAGAAAUAAGGCCUAUAAACCCUAAUGGUUUAAAAAUUAUGUUCAGUUAUCACAAAUUGUCUAAAUACAAUCUUUCGGUGACAUUGACGCAACUUAAAUUGUUGGGAAACAGUCAUAUGCAAAUUAAGUUAGGAGAUAUGCAGUUGAUGUAGUUGCUCCUGUUUUAAGGUAUUCUACAUAAAUCGCUGUUCGCAAAUACAACUCUUCACUUGUGUGUUCCUCGGAGAUGAAACCUGGGAUGUGAAUAGAAGUGAAGUCAUGUUUAACUAUGUCUACUAACAUGCUAGUUAUCCUGCAUACAUGUUUGCAUGUUGGGAAAAUAUUUGAAGUUAUUGGUACUCUGAAAUCACAGAUCUUAUGUGAAUUUCGACAGGACUGUAUACCAGAGAUUCCGGAAGUAAUGUUUAGUCAGUUUACCCAUGAAAAUUAAUCAAUUUAUCCUGUGAACUAUAAUUGUACUAUUAAGUCCUCUAAUUUGUCACUUUAACUAAUGAAUCUUUCGAAAUGCAGAUUAUAAUGGCAUUGAUAGAACGAAUGAGCAUUCUUGGAAUUCGAAGUUUUGGACAGGAAACACCUCAAAAAAUUGAGUUUUUUACACCUGUCACUUUAAUUCUUGGUCAGAAUGGAACGGGAAAAACGACUGUCAUCGAGUGUUUGAAAUAUUCAGCAACUGGAGAACUACCUCCUGGAUCGAAAACUGGGUGUUCAUUUAUCCAUGAUCCUAGAAUAGCACAAGAAAGUGAAGUGAAAGCCAAAGUUACUCUUCAAAUUCGUGAUGUUAAAGGUUGUCCUAUGGUUGUUUCACGAGCACUUAUGGCAACACAGCGUGAUAAAACAAAGCAAGGGACUUUAAAAACUCUGGAUGGAUCAAUAAAACGUCAGUACCCAGACGGACGUGUCACAAGUGUCAGCCUACGAUGUACUGACCUAGAUCAGGAAAUGGUUACAAGUUUGGGGGUGUCAAAAGCUGUCUUGGAAAAUGUUAUCUUUUGUCACCAAGAAGAUUCUAACUGGCCUUUACAAGAAGCGAAAUCGGUUAAACAACGUUUCGACGAUUUAUUUGCUUCAUCACGUUAUGUGAAAGCACUGGAUGCCAUUCGGAAGUGUAAACAAGACAAUGAUAGUAAUGUUAAAUUAUAUAAAACUGAGUUAAAACAUUUAACCAAAAAUCGUGAUGAAGCUUUGAAACUUCGUUCUGAACGAGAAGAAACACUUCAUUCAAUUGAAAAACAGGAAAAAAAUCUAGAAGAAAUGUCUGCAAAGCUUCAACCUGUCGUUGAACAACUCAACCGUUAUAAAGAGCGCUACGCAGAACUAACAAAACUACAAGCUGAAAUCAAGUCUUGUGAAGCUGAACGUGCUCAUUUAACAGAUACAAUAAGGAAUUUAAUGUUAAACAUAGAGAACGAGUAUCAAGGAAGUGAUGAAGAAUUAAAGCAUUUGAUUGAAGAUGCUGAGACAGAAUACGAAAAGAAAAAUUUUCUGUUGAAUCAAUCUGAAAAUAUGUUACAAAGAAAACGUAAAGAGUUAAAUACUUUAGAAACGAAUCAAACAAAAACUAUUGUCGAGAAGACACAAAUUGAAAUGGAGGUUAAGCAUUUGAAUGAAGCAAUAAUCAAUCGUGAUAUGAUCUUAGCCUCAAUUGUUACAAAUUAUAUUCCCGGUGAUAAGUAUGCAAAUGUAAAGCAAUUCACCGAUGUGGAUGUGGAGUAUAUUGUGCAGUUUGUUGAUGGAUUACUACAUGAAUAUGAAAAUCAAUUAACAGAAGUGAAGCUGCUAUCGGCUAAUGAAGAGAGGAAAGCUCAAACUGAUGUUGAUGUUGUUCGAGAUGAAUUGGCUGCUCUAAAACAAAAAAUACAAACUCUAAAACGUAAUUAUAAUCAACGAUCAUGUGAAAUGAUUAGUGUUGAAAAACGCUUGGAAAAUGAAAAUUCAUUAAAUGAACGUAUUGAAAAAGUGAGAGAUGAAUUUCAUAAAUCUGAAAUCACCAUUAAAGAUUUGAAUACGGAUCAUGAAUUGAACAACUUAAAUCAAUCCAUAACAGAAUCGUUGGGAAAGAAAAAGGAACUGGAACAUAAUAUCAGUUUAUUAGAUGAAAAAAUUGCUAAAUUUCAAAAAUGUGCCAGUAAGUAUCGUGAAUUAGAACUCAUGCAGAAAGAACGAGCGAAUAAACUUGAAGGGAUUCGCAAAAUACGAAGUCGUCAUGCUGAAGCAUUGGAACAAGUUUUCGCUGGCUCUGUGAUUCCUUUUGUAGCUACAGAAAAAUCACUUGAAGAACAAGCGAAUCCUAAUAAUAUUCGAUCGUUUAUUAAUGACCAAACACGUUUAAAGGUUGUGUUCUCUAAACGACUUAAUGAAUUGGAACAGUCUACUAGAGAGACAAGAAAACAGUUGGCUAAAAUUGAGCAAGAGCGCUCAUCGCUUGAAGCUACUUCUAAAUUUACCAGAAAUCAUCUACAAGAAAAACGAGAUCAACUAAAAAUAUUAGAAGGAAAGCUUUUAUCUGUACCUGGAGCAGAUGAUCUCGAACAAACUCUUAUUAAUCUUCAAGAUAGACGUGGCUCUUUAGAGGAAGAAUAUGCAAACGAACAAGGAAGUGUAUUUUUGUGGUGUAAAUUUCGUGAUCGAUUGUCUCGUGUAGAUUCUGAUUGUCCAGUAUGUCAUCGAUGCUUUGACAGUGAUGCAGAACGUGAUGAAUUAUUAAAUGAAAUUGAUAACCGAAUAAAAACGUUACCUUCUGAAUUUGAACGUAAAAAACAAGAAUUGAAAGAAAUAGUUUCACGUCUUGAAUCAUUGGUUGAAUUACGUCCCAUAAGUUUAGAGAUCAAAAAUAUACAUGAGGAAAUAAUCCCUGCUCUAGAGUUGAAAAUUAAAGCUGAAUUAGAUAAACUCGCUGAUGUACGCAGUCAACGAGAUAAGACAAGCGCUCUACUUGAAACAUAUCAAGCAGAUGAAUCUUUAGCAAAAACAGUACAAGGUGAUUUAGCAAUAUUAGAACGCUUAGAAAAUGAAUCUUAUGAAUUAACCGUUAAAAUUAAUCAAUUCAAAUAUGAAUUUACAGAUAUAACAACAGCUGAUUCUCAAUUAAUUGAUGUGUUGCAAGAGGAACGAAAGUCGUUACGUGAGGCAUUACUAACAAUUUCUGAAACUAUUGAGCAGAAACAAAAGCGUGUUGAUCAGUUGAACCAGGCUCAACGUGAAGCUGUCAGUGAAAUGCAUAGACUUAAAGAUCAAAUGCAUAAGUUGCAACAAGAAAAUUUAGAUAAUGUUCAACUGAAGAAUGAUCUUUCUCGUCUAACUCGUGACUGUGAAACUUUGAAAAAAGAACUAUCUGAAUUAGAAUCUGAGCAACUUCCAACUGUUCAUCGUCGAUGGACUGAAGCAUGCGAUGAACGCAGUCGUAUUACUAAGAUCCGUGAAGAAAAUAUUGAACAAGCUGCUACAAAGGUUAAUGAAAUUGGUGAAAAACUGAGGAAGUUGACUGACGCAUGUACUUCGGUCAAAUUUGCAUUCAAUUCCCAACCCUUAGAACGAUUGAAGGUGAUUCUUGAAACUGUAGAAGAACUUCAAAAGAACUUAUCUCUUGUCAAAUCUGAGGCUGACACCUGUAGUCAAAAUAUCGAACUCUUAAAAAAACAAAUCAACGAACAUAAAAUGCGUCAGCGAGAAUUGGCGGAUUGUGUCCAAGUUCGUCAACUACGUUGUCAACUUAACUUUCUCACAGAACGAACAGAAUCUCUUGCCAAAAAUCAAAUGAUUUGUGAUAAUAUUCCUUUAUCAGAUCAGGAUUUAAUUAACGAAACUAAUCGUUUAUCAUUAGAAGAGGAAAAACUUCAUUCACUUAAACAAGACAUAUCCAAUCAAUUAAGUGAAUUAAACACAAAACUCUGUUAUCUUAAUCGUGAUUUGAAUGAAAAAUACACCAACGCUGACUGUGAAUAUCGUGAUAUGAUGUAUCAGCUUAAAACUUCAGAAUUAGCUUGUUCGGAUUUGGAACGAUAUUAUAAGGCAUUAGACAGAGCGAUAAUGUCUUAUCAUGCUGUUAAAAUGGCUGAUCUAAAUAAAAUUAUCCGAGAAUUAUGGCGCAGCACAUACCGUGGCAAUGACAUCGAUUACAUUGAGAUAUGUAGCGAAGAAGAUACAGCUGCUGCUUUGAAUGUUUGCAGAACGCGAAGAACUUAUAAUUACCGUGUGGUUAUGGUGAAGACAACAACAGGAAGCAUGUCAGUUUCUCGGCCGAAGUCAAAAAACAACACUUCAUGCAAUAACGAAGCCCGUUUAGAUAUGCGUGGGCGUUGUUCAGCUGGGCAAAAAGUUCUAGCCAGUUUAAUCAUCCGUUUAGCAUUGGCUGAGGUAUUUUGCCUACAUUGUGGAGUACUUGCUCUCGAUGAACCAACGACAAACCUCGACCGAGAAAAUAUUGAAAGUUUAGCUUAUGCUCUGGUAGAGAUUAUAAAAAACAGGAGCCGUCAGAAAAACUUUCAGUUAAUCGUUAUCACACAUGAUGAAGAUUUCGUCGAAUUACUUGGUAGAUCAGACUACGUGGAAAACUUUUUCCUAUUAUCACGUGAUGCACAAGGUUUAUCAGAAAUUAGAAAAGUCCCUAUUGGAGAACAUUUUCAUUAAAAUAUACAUAUUAUUUAUUUAAAUUAUAUAAAUGAUUUAAUGAGAA
Molecule: messenger RNA, 6127 nt
Organism: Schistosoma spindalis
Lineage: Eukaryota; Metazoa; Platyhelminthes; Trematoda; Strigeidida; Schistosomatidae
Source: the annotation of a GenBank genome assembly